CAAUUUCUCAGCGCGCCUCGUUUCAACCCCAUAUUCCACGCCCUUUACACUCGGCGCAUUGUCAAAAUGGAGGCCGUGUUCCCGACAGACCCUCGCGAAUUCGAUGGCGACGACCGCAUAUCGUUCUCCAAGCUCGACAACAAGUUUAUCGCGGUUCACGACGAUGGCAACGAAUACGAAUUCGACGCUGAUCAGAAGCGAUGGAUCCUGACGGACGACGAGCCAUUGGAGCCCGAACCUUUUGAUACACAUGAGCUCCUUGGGGGACACACAUCGCAAGGACCUCAAGAUGAGGGUUCAAGGAAGCGGAAGAAUGGGUCGGGCCCGGGUUCAGAGACUACAGAGACUUCCAGGCCUACACGACCAAACAAGAAGCAAAAGGCACCCCCACAGCCCAGACAGAAUACUGCAGUCUAUGUCACCGGUCUACCUGCCGACACAACAGUUGAAGAAGUACACGAGCUCUUCUCCCGGAAGGGGGGCGUCAUAGCCGAGGAAAUCGACAGCGGUGCACCACGCAUCAAGCUCUAUACCGACCCGGAUGGCAACUUUAAGGGCGACGCCUUGAUCGUCUUCUUCAAGCCCCAGAGUGUCGAGAUGGCUAUCAUGCUUCUUGACGACACAGACUUUAGAAUCAACCCGAGUGGCACGCGUGAGGGCAGGAUAAGGGUCCAGGCUGCAGAUUCGAGCUACAAGAAGGUCAAGUAUGACCAGGAUGGCGCUGCCUCUGGGGAUAAGAGCAACGGAGGUGCGGAGCGAAAGCCUCAGAAGAACGAUCGUGACAGGCAAAAGAUCAUCAAGAAGACGCAGAAACUGGACGCGAAGCUGGCCGACUGGGAUGACGAUAUCCCGUACGCGGGGCAGCCUGAGGCGACGACAAAAUGGGACAAGCUGGUGAUCCUACGGCACAUGUUUACGCUGGAGGAGCUCGAGGAGGAUCCAGCAGCCCUUUUGGAAAUCAAGGAGGACAUCAGAGAAGAAUGCGCCAAGCUGGGCACAGUGACGAACGUGGUACUCUUUGACCAAGAGCCCGAAGGCAUCGUCUCGGUCAAGUUUAAGGAUGCAGACUCAGCGCUCGCAUGCAUCAAACUCAUGCAUGGGAGGAGUUUUGAUGGACGGACAGUGGAGGCUUUUCUGGCAUCAGGAAAGGAGAAAUUCAAAAGGUCACAGCAGGAUCAGAGCGUUGAAGACUCUGACUAG
Molecule: messenger RNA, 1200 nt
Organism: Fusarium keratoplasticum
Lineage: Eukaryota; Fungi; Ascomycota; Sordariomycetes; Hypocreales; Nectriaceae
Exons: 2
Coding region: 67-1200 (377 amino acids)
Biological process (GO): mRNA splicing, via spliceosome
Cellular component (GO): U2 snRNP; U2-type spliceosomal complex
Molecular function (GO): RNA binding
Source: RefSeq, a predicted model, not a curated record